GACAGGUGAGCCGGACCCCGAGGCCGGUCUAACCCUAGUCGUGUUGGAAUGGUGCGGGAUUGGAGAGGACGGAGAUGGCGUUUAGCGUUGUAAGGUCCGCUGGAUCGCCGGUGAUCGACUUCCGGGGGCUGCGUGCCCGUGCGAGUACGCCGAUCGCCGCAGGGCUAUGCUGCGCCUCUGUCGCCGUCUCCCGCUUCUGGUCCUGUCCCCCGUCCAAGCCCUUCUUCGCCUCCAUCUCCGCUUCUGCCUCCACCUCGCCCGCCGCUGCCGCCGUUAAAAAGGAAGCUGUUCAGACAGAAAAUGCACCUGCAGCAUUGGGACCAUAUUCUCAAGCUAUCAAAGCCAACAACCUUGUUUUUGUUUCUGGUGUUCUUGGUCUUGUUCCUGAGACAGGAAAGUUUGUUUCUGAGCACAUUGAGGAGCAAACAGAACAGGUUCUAAAGAACAUGGGGGAGAUACUGAAAGCAAGCGGUGCCACCUAUGCUUCUGUUGUCAAGACAACUAUCAUGUUAGCAGACCUACAGGAUUUCAAGAAAGUAAAUGAGAUAUAUGCAAAAUAUUUUCCAUCUCCUGCACCGUCACGUUCCACUUACCAAGUAGCAGCAUUGCCGAUGAAUGCUAGGAUUGAGAUUGAGUGUAUUGCUGCCCUCUAAUGCUGCCUUGAAAUCAUGUUUUCCUGAUCUAACUCUAGUACGGUCUAGGGAAUCACACCCAGUUUAAGUCCUUGUUAUGAUGUUUCUGAACAGUUUGCUGCUUCUAAUUAGUGAGGAUUGUUGGGACUGUUCUUUGAUAAAGUCAAACUUUUACUUUCAAGCCAACCCAAAAACCUAUCUCAAUUUCAGUAUCAUCCUUUUCUGGAUGCUUACAUAUUAAGUGGCUGUAUCUUUUGAGAAGCAUACAAUAUUUAUGGAAGUGAUCAUUUAGUUGGUUAAAUCA
Molecule: messenger RNA, 936 nt
Organism: Musa acuminata subsp. malaccensis (wild Malaysian banana)
Lineage: Eukaryota; Viridiplantae; Streptophyta; Magnoliopsida; Zingiberales; Musaceae
Product: reactive Intermediate Deaminase A, chloroplastic
Cellular component (GO): mitochondrion; cytosol
Molecular function (GO): deaminase activity
Source: RefSeq, a predicted model, not a curated record